AAGACAUAACGUCACCUUCUGCCGGUCACAUCUUCUCCCUGAAUGGACUGACUGUUCCACAGCAGAUCCGCCUUCCCGGCAUAUUGGCAGCGUGCAUGGUGGGCGGGUGUUGCUAUGUAGCGGUUUUGCAGGAGCCUAACAAUGCUAUCUGGGGGGGUAGGCUCGUCGGCAAGUUGUUUAUACCGGAGGAAAAAUAGCGGUGAGCAGGUAGAGAAGACGUGCAUGCUUUAGGAAAAGGCGGGGAAGGGACUAGACUGGAGUGUGAUACCGUGAGACCGCUGCAGUCAAACCAUCUGGUCAGGCUGUGGAAGCUGACCGGGUGACUGACUGCACACGUCCGUACGAAGAUGGCCGACAGUGGGGAGGUGGAUGAUAGGCCUCCUGCACCCCCACUGAGGAACACCAGCGCCAUGAUCGGGGCCUGCGUUAAGGACUCCACUCCGCUCGGCCACGGCAUCAGACCUUUGCCGCCAAACCCCGAGGAUAAGAAAAGGAAGGAUCGCUCAAUCCGCUCCAUUCUCACUGGCGGCGGCGACAAGACCAAUAGGAAGAAGGAGAGGCCUGAGAUCUCACUGCCUUCAGACUUUGAGCACACCAUUCACGUGGGCUUUGAUGCAGUGACUGGGACAAGAUGUAUCUGCACCCAGGGAAUGCCGGAGCAGUGGGCCCGCCUCCUUCAGACCUCCAACAUCACCAAGCUGGAGCAGAAGAAAAACCCGCAGGCCGUGCUGGACGUGCUCAAGUUCUAUGACUCCAAGGAGACCACCAACAGCCAGAAGUACAUGAGCUUCACAGAUAAAAUGCUGGAUAACUGCAAUUCUUUAAAUGUUCUGACCGCCAAGGCUACAUCUGAGAACCUCUCCAUCAGCACUUUCUCGGAGGAUGAGGAGGACGAUGAUGAAGAGACCAUGCCGCCACCGGUGAUCGCGCCUCGGCCGGAGCACACCAAAUCGAUAUACACCCGGUCUGUGGUCGAGCCCACACCUCUCACCAAAGAUGCCGCGACUUCGCCCACAUUGCCCACCCCGGAGACCAGCAGUCCCGCCCCGGCACCGUCUUCCUCCUCGCCCUCGGUGUCGACCCAGCAGCCACGAGCCGUGGACAAAGCCCGCAGGAAGAAGAUGUCCGACGAGGAAAUCCUGGACAAACUACGCAGCAUAGUCAGUGUGGGAGACCCCAAAAAGAAGUAUACUCGCUUUGAAAAGAUUGGACAGGGAGCAUCAGGAACAGUUUACACUGCCAUAGACAUCGCGACAGGACAGGAGGUGGCCAUCAAGCAGAUGAACCUGCAGCAGCAGCCCAAGAAGGAGCUGAUCAUCAACGAGAUCCUGGUGAUGAGGGAAAACAAGAACGCCAACAUCGUCAACUACCUGGACAGUUACUUGGUAGGGGAUGAGCUCUGGGUGGUGAUGGAGUACCUGGCUGGAGGCUCCCUAACUGACGUUGUAACUGAGACCUGCAUGGAUGAAGCACAGAUUGCUGCUGUGUGUCGAGAGUGUCUGCAGGCCCUGGAGUUCCUGCACUCGAACCAGGUGAUCCACCGGGACAUCAAGAGUGACAAUAUCCUACUGGGCAUGGACGGCUCCGUUAAGCUCACGGACUUUGGCUUCUGUGCCCAGAUCACCCCUGAGCAGAGCAAACGCAGUACCAUGGUGGGUACGCCUUACUGGAUGGCCCCUGAGGUCGUGACCCGGAAGGCCUAUGGGCCCAAGGUGGACAUCUGGUCCCUGGGCAUCAUGGCCAUCGAGAUGGUGGAGGGGGAGCCUCCAUACCUCAACGAGAACCCGCUGAGGGCGCUGUACCUCAUUGCCACCAAUGGCACGCCGGAGCUGCAGAACCCAGAGAGGCUGUCCAGUGUCUUCCGGGACUUUUUAAAACGCUGUCUGGAGAUGGAUGUGGAGCGGAGGGGCUCGGCCAAGGAGCUCUUGCAGCACCGGUUUCUGAAGGGAGCAAAGCCCCUGUCCAGCCUCACCCCCCUCAUUCUGGCCGCCAAGGAAGCAACCAAGAACAAUCGAUAGAUGCAUCUUCCCCUGACUGGCUGUCCUGUCCUGACUCCCCUCCCCCCCAGUGAAGGCCCCUCUGCAGGCCUCCCCCAGUCCCGGUAUGCGCCCAGUUGCCAAACGGCAGACGAAAACAAGCCACUGAUCUUCGAAGGGACCUUGUUGCCAUGGGAACUCCACUGUAUAUCCUCUUUGGGGUCCUGAGCUAGGAUGAUAUAUUUUAAUAUUGAGUGGUUAUUUGGCAUAAUAGCAGUUGUUCCUACCAUAGCUCUACAAUUUCACAGGUACAAAUGAUGAAUAGAUUUUCUUUUGCUAGAUUCAGGUUUUGGCUUUUUUUGUCCUCUUGCUAUUUUUACAUCUGUAUUGCAACAAAAUUAAAAAGAUCAGAACUAGUACUCUAUAUUUAUAGGAUAUUCACUAUAUAAAUCCUAUUUAAUAUUGAUUUUAUUUUGCAUAAGGUGUAUCAGUCUGUGCUAAUGUGUGUUAACGGAUUUGGCUUUUUGUUUAUAUCAGUGGUUCUCAAACAUUUUGUUUGGAGAUUCCCCCCCCCCCCCCAAAAAAAAAAAAAAAAAAGAA
Messenger RNA from Brienomyrus brachyistius, 2576 nucleotides. Its product is annotated as serine/threonine-protein kinase PAK 1-like. Gene Ontology annotation, molecular function: protein serine/threonine kinase activity; ATP binding. The coding region runs from base 348 to 2018 and encodes 556 amino acids. Gene Ontology annotation, cellular component: cytoplasm. The transcript is spliced from 15 exons. Gene Ontology annotation, biological process: regulation of MAPK cascade; protein phosphorylation; regulation of axonogenesis. The record is from RefSeq and is a predicted model, not a curated record. Lineage: Eukaryota; Metazoa; Chordata; Actinopteri; Osteoglossiformes; Mormyridae.